AUGUCUAAAGCAGUAAUUCAAAGCAAUUUAGAUAAUGACACCCUUUCAAAAACACUUGAAAAAGGUGAUUUUGAAGAAUAUCCUGAACGCUUUAUUGAGGAUGGUAUUCAUGAUUUUCCAAAUGAAGAAGAAUCUGUUGAAUUAGAUGUUAAUGUUGUUAAUGAAAUGGAUGAUUCUUCUGGAUCUACAGACGAGGAUGAAGUUGCCAGAGAUAAUGGAGAAGAAGUUGCUUAUAAAUCAAAAAUAAGUAAAAAAAUUAGUUAUAAUUCAGAAGGAGAAAGUAAAGAUGAGUUAUCUAAAGAAGAUAUUAAAAACAUUAAAAAACUAAAGAAAAAGAAAGCAAAGAAAGGAUUUACAGUAGAAGAUAUGAUUGCUAGAAAUUUUCAAGAAUUACUUUGUGAACAGAAAGAGUUUAAAAGAAAUGAAGUUGGUAAUCUUCAAAGAACCAAAAAGACUUGGUAUAAAAUUUUUUCAAAUUCAUUUUCUUUUGGAUUUUCUCUUACAAACUCUCUUAUUGGUGCUGGUAUUCUUUCUUUAAGUCAGACUUGUUACAAAAUGGGUGUUAUAGGUUUUAUUGCAUGGUGUCUUGCUACAAUAGUAUAUUUUGUUAUAACAUGGAAUUAUUUUAAUAGAGCAAUUUAUAUUACAGGUGCAGCAACAAUGGGAGAAUUAUUAUCACUUAUUUUUGGUAAAGUUUUUGCUUGUAUUGUUGAUAUUUGUAAUACUUUAUUCUAUUUUUGUGUUCUAAUGGUUUAUCAAGUUAUUGCUACACAAUAUCUUUUUGGUAUUAUUCAGGACCUUACAAAUAGAGACAAAUGGAAUUAUACUAUGGAUUCAUGUUAUGGAAGUAAAACUGCUGGAGUUUUUUGCAAAUGGCAUUAUAUUAUUCUUUAUUUAGUUGCUGUGUGUUUAAAUUUCCCACUUAUUAUUCCAAAAUCAGUUAAAUUCUUAAAUAGAAUUUCUACAUUAACUGUUGUUGCUGCAGUAAUAACCACUUUUGUAGUUUUAGGAAAAGCAAUUUAUGCAGGAGCUUCUGGUAAAUCAUCAAAUGGUGGUGAUGCAAAUUAUCCAACAUUUAGUGGAAAAUUGUGGCCAACUGGAGCAAUGGAUUUCUUUACUAUGGCACCAUUUAUUACUGCUAACUUCCAAAUUCAUUCUUGUUUACCACCAUUAUAUGUUGGAACUAAAGGGUUAUCUAAAAAGACAAAACUAGUUGCUUUACAAGGAGGUAGUUAUGUUUCUGUUCUAACUUGUUCAAGUUUAUUUAUUCUUAUGGCAGUAAGUGGACAUGUAAGUUUUGAUAAAGUCUCUUCUAAUGUAUUAAAUGAUUUUUCAAAUCCAGAUAGUUCAGAUGUAGAUUGGUUAAUUAUUGUCUGUCGUAUGUUAAUGAUCAUUGUUGUAGUUAUUUCAUAUCCAGCAUUAAUGUUCCCAACCUGUGCAGGUAUUCUUAGAUAUAUUCCAAAGAAAUGGAAGCUAGUACAGUUAUGGAAUGGUAGAGUUAUUAUUUUAAUGAUCAGAACUACUAUUCUUAUAUUAACAACAUUUUGUGCAACAUUUAUAAUAGACAUUGGAGUAGUAUUCUCAGUAGCAUCAGCUAUUUUUUCAAUAUUUGUAGUUUAUGUUGGACCAAUGUGUAUAAUGAUGUUAUGGCCUAGAAUUGAAAAAUUUGGUGAUCCUAAUUUCAGAAAAUUAUCAAUAAUAGAUAAUAUUAUUUAUAAUAAAGUUGUUGACGGAAAUCAAAGAUUUACUCAAAAUGAUAUUGAAACUGCAUUAGGAAAAGAAGAGGCAGAAAAGAAUGAAGGUGUUGCUGAUGUUGUUGUUACAAUUGAUACAAAUACUAAUGGACAACAAGAAAUUGAAUUAAAUGAAAUUAAAGAACAAAAAGAAACAAAUAUUGAAAACUCUAAAGAAGAUUCAUCUACUGUCAUAACAUAUGAUAAUGAUGCUGAAAUUAUGAAAAAUAAAAAUAAAUGGAUAAAACUUCCAGAUGCAUAUAUCCCAAUUUGGAGAUAUGUUGUAUAUGGAAUUGCUAUGUUGAUUUGCAUUGGGUUGUGUAUUUUGUCCGUUGUUGGAACAUUGAUAGAACAAUUCACUGAUUGA
This is a messenger RNA of Entamoeba nuttalli P19, 2100 nucleotides long. Its product is annotated as N-system amino acid transporter 1, putative. Gene Ontology annotation, molecular function: amino acid transmembrane transporter activity. Bases 1 to 2100 code for a protein of 699 amino acids. Gene Ontology annotation, biological process: amino acid transmembrane transport. Lineage: Eukaryota; Evosea; Mastigamoebida; Endamoebidae. The transcript has a single exon. The record is from RefSeq and is a predicted model, not a curated record.